AUGACCUUGUGAUGGUUGAGGAUAGAUACCCCAUUCACUACUAGUGUUGGUGUUGAGUAAUUCUCAAGUAUUAUCAUAUUAAGGUCAUCACUAUCAAAACUAAUUUAGAGAUGAAAUUGACUGAUUAAAUAAUGACAUAUCACUUUCAAUUGUUCUAAAGUAAUUAAUUUUAAUAAUGGAUAUUAGAUGAUAAUUAAUAGAUCUGCUUGUUUCACUCUGGUUCAUGACUGCCUUUAUCUUGUCUAGAAUAGGAAAUUGGCAUUAGAACCUCUCAAAGAGUGAAAAUCUUAUGACCGACUAGUUGAAUAGUAGACAAAUAUUGGUGUGGUUAGUAGUGUGGUAGUUUCAUUAUUAUGCAAAAAAAUCUUGAGCUGUCUUUCUUAGUGCAUGUUUUAUGCUGUUUGGAGUUUUGCUAUCACAAAAUGGUUGUUGUUUUAGUGUGGGAUGGUGCACAUUGAUAGUUUUGCUUUCAGGAGCACAUUAGGUAACUUGUUCAUUUCUACACUAGACCACAUCUUAAAAUCUCAUAUUCUUCUAAUAUGUCUUCAUUUGAAACACCUUUUUCAACAAUGGAUUGAGAUACUUGUCUAUUGGUUAUUCUAUUAAUCCUUCAAGGACAUGAGGGUCUCUUACUACAUAUGUGGUUUCUAUAGUUAUAAAUCAGACGUCCCCAAUUGUGAAUUAAUUGACAUAUAUUUUAAAAAUAGAAAAUUUGAUAAAGUUUUAAUAUAA
This is a messenger RNA of Spirodela intermedia, 732 nucleotides long. NCBI's taxonomy places the organism in Eukaryota, Viridiplantae, Streptophyta, Magnoliopsida, Alismatales, Araceae. The record is from the annotation of a GenBank genome assembly.